AUGGAGGAUAUGUUGCGAGCUUGUGCCUUGGAUUUUCAAGGGAGUUGGGAAGAUAACCUGCCCUUGAUUGAAUUCUCCUAUAACAACAGUUAUCACACGAGUAUCAAGAUGGCACCUUUUAAAGCAUUGUAUGGAAGAAAGUGUAGAAGCCCAGUGUGCUGGAAUGAUUGUAGUGAGCGUGUUACUUUGGGAACAGAUUUCAUUGAGGAUAUGGUGAGCAAGGUGAUAUUGAUUCAGUCAAGAAUUAAAGCAGCACAAGAUAGGCAAAAUAGUUAUGCCGACUUGAAGAGAAGAGAUGAUGAGUUCAAUGUUGGGGAUAAGUUGGCUUUGCCAAUAGAGUUCGAGAAAAUGCAUGAUGUGUUCCACAUUUCCCAAUUGAAGAAGUAUGUGCCUAGUGAAACCCAUGUGUUGCAACCAGAAACAAUCCAAGUGGAUGAAUCUUUGACAUAUGAAGAAAGACCAGUGAAAAUCUUAGAUCACAAGGUGCAAAGUACUAGGAACAAAGAUGUGAAGAUAGUGAAGGUCCUUUGGUCUAACCAUGAGUACGAAGAGGCUACUUGGGAGGCCGAAGAAGAGAUGAGAAAGAAAUACCCCGAGUAA
This is a messenger RNA of Chenopodium quinoa (quinoa), 600 nucleotides long. RefSeq lists its product as uncharacterized. NCBI's taxonomy places the organism in Eukaryota, Viridiplantae, Streptophyta, Magnoliopsida, Caryophyllales, Amaranthaceae. The transcript is spliced from 2 exons. Gene Ontology annotation, molecular function: nucleic acid binding. Bases 1 to 600 code for a protein of 199 amino acids. The record is from RefSeq and is a predicted model, not a curated record.